AUGAUCGACAAAGGGAUCAUUUUUGCAUUCGUAGAGAGGUGGCAUCGUGACACCAAUAGCUUUCAUCUGCCUAUUGGAGAAAUGAUGAUUACUUUGGACAACGUGUCAUCUCUGUUACAUAUUUCCAUCACCGGUGCAUUCUUCAGUGUUAGUGUAUUUAACAAGGAUGAAUGUGUAGAUAUAUUAGCAGAGCUUCUUGGAGUUAGUCACGGUGUUGCUUAUGCUGAAUUUAAUGUUACGCGGACAACCACAGUUAGGUAUAGUUGGUUACUUGACGUAUACCAUCAGCGUUGUCGUGAGCAGCAUUGGCAGAUGGCUGCAAGAGCAUUUAUGUUGUUUUUGGUCGGUUGCACACUCUUCAGCGAUAAAACUGCUCUUGCUUACCUAUAUGACAAUCUUCAAAAAGCCAGCAUACAUCAAACCAGAACUGUUUCAGGACUUUCUCCUAGUUAUGUUGAAGACUAUCCUAGAGCACUUAAAUGGAAGCCUAAAAGGGAUAAGGUUUUGGUUCUUCCAUUUAGGAAAGCUCUUGAUGAGAUUGACGUUGAUGACGUCUGUUGGACACCAUAUGGGGAGCAUCAACUGAAGCGGCCUUUUGAAGAUGUAUCUUUAUUUCGAGGGUGGAUACGUUGA
Molecule: messenger RNA, 633 nt
Organism: Cicer arietinum (chickpea)
Lineage: Eukaryota; Viridiplantae; Streptophyta; Magnoliopsida; Fabales; Fabaceae
Source: RefSeq, a predicted model, not a curated record